UCUCUCCCUCCGCUCUCCCAGCCUCGCCUUGCAACAGCAGAGCAGCAGUCAAGCAGCCAGCUCGAGGCUUCGACCGGAUCACCGGCUUCCUUGAGCAGUUGCCCUGGCGAUGACGAAGCAGAGCGUGGUGGUGCCGGAGGUGGCCGCGGCGACGCCGCCCAACACGGCGGCCCUGUUCCCGUACCCACCGCCGAGGGCCAUGCCCGGCGUCUCCGUGCGCAAGAAGUACCUGCAGGCGCAGAUGGAGCUGGGCUCCGGCCUCAUCAGCGGAUGGGUCGAGUCCAUGAGGGCCUCCUCGCCCACGCACGCCAAGGCGGCCGCCGCGCUCGCCGCCGGCGUCGACGACGAGCACGCCGCGUGGAUGGCGAAGCACCCGUCGGCGCUCACCAUGUUCGACCAGAUCGUGGCCGCCUCCAAGGGUAAACGCAUCGUCAUGUUCCUCGACUACGACGGCACGCUCUCCCCCAUCGUUGACGACCCCGACGCCGCCUUCAUGAGCGACACGAUGCGGCUUGCAGUGCGGAGCGUCGCCAAGCAGUUCCCUACGGCCAUCGUCAGCGGCCGGUGCCGCGACAAGGUGUUUGAUUUCGUGAAACUGGCGGAGCUGUACUACGCCGGCAGCCACGGCAUGGACAUCAAGGGCCCAGCCAAGGCCUCCCGGCACACCAAGGCCAAGGCCAAAGGAGUUCUCUUUCAGCCGGCCAGCGAGUUCAUCCCCAUGAUACAACAGGUGAACGAAUCUCUGAUAGAAAAGACCAAGUGCAUACCUGGAUCUAAGGUGGAGAACAACAAGUUCUGCGUGUCUGUCCACUUCAGAUGUGUGGAGGAAAAGAGCUGGAGCACAUUGGCAGACAUAGUGAAGGCGGUGCUCAAGGACUACCCCAAGCUCAAGCUCACACAGGGAAGAAAGGUGCUGGAGAUCCGGCCCACCAUCAAGUGGGACAAGGGCAAGGCCCUCGAGUUCCUCCUCGAGUCGCUCGGGUUCGCCGACUGCAGCAACGUGAUGCCGGUGUACAUCGGCGACGACCGCACCGACGAGGACGCCUUCAAGGUGCUACGGAAGCGAGGCCAGGGCGUCGGCAUCCUCGUCUCCAAGCACGCCAAGGACACCAACGCCUCCUACUCGCUGCAGGAGCCCGCCGAGGUCAUGGAAUUCCUGCUGCGGCUCGUCGAGUGGGAUCGCCUCUCCAAGUCCCGGCCCAGGUGGUGAUGCUCGAUCAUCCAUGGACAGGCCAGACGGAUCAUUAACAUACUGCUACCGAGUUAAUUAACUACUCCCCUGCGACCUUGCAACUAGGAGGAGAUUAUCGUGUGGAUUAGAAGCAUAUAUAUGCUGAUACAUAGCCAUGGACUGUCUACGGAUCUUCAUCAGUAGUUACCUAGCUCCCCGUGUUGUGCGUGGUGCAUGCCCAGCUUGUACCUUGCUGUACGCUGUCAGUGUGUGCGUCCGCGCGCGUGCUGAUUUGCGCAUCCCUUCUUUUUCUGGGACGCGCCUGGCGGCUGUUGCUGGCUUGGCUAAGCUAUCUGGCGGCGCAGGAAGGUGGCAAAAUCACCUACCCGUGUAAUUAUAUAUAACUUCUGAUUACGCGUGUACAAGAGUAAUAUAUAUGAAAUGAAGAGCAAGACAAGAGCAUAUAUGCAUCUUAAGUUUC
Lolium rigidum is the source of this 1652-nucleotide messenger RNA. RefSeq names its product probable trehalose-phosphate phosphatase 6. The coding region runs from base 110 to 1210 and encodes 366 amino acids. The record is from RefSeq and is a predicted model, not a curated record. The transcript is spliced from 9 exons. Gene Ontology annotation, molecular function: trehalose-phosphatase activity. Gene Ontology annotation, biological process: trehalose biosynthetic process. NCBI's taxonomy places the organism in Eukaryota, Viridiplantae, Streptophyta, Magnoliopsida, Poales, Poaceae.